UACACACUGCCUGUCAUCACAUGAGGUUGAACCAGCAUUCCUCACACAGGCUGCUUGCACAAUUUGCAGCGACAAGCAGUGCAUUCAUAGUCUUUGGGUUGGAAAAUUCCAAGAACCAAGGGUAGCAUCUUUAUUACAUCUUUAAUAAUCUUUUUUUUUUCCCUAGGGCUGUUGACUUAAAUGAAGCAGGCAACAGUUAGUUAAUCACAGUUCCUGUCAGUGUGAUCUGUGUGGACCUUCAGUAGCAUUUAGUGAGCCUCCUGAGGUGAGUGAUCUUCCUCUCAUCUUCAUCAUCAACAACAUCAUGACCAUUAGCAUCGCUCUGAUCUGGGCAGUAGUGGUGGGAUUCCUCUGCCUUCUAUGGCUCGCUGUGGGGAUACGACGCAGGCAACCUGGUGAACCUGCAAUUGAGAAUGGCUUCAUCCCCUACCUGGGUUGUGCUCUGCAGUUCGGAGCCAACCCACUUCAGUUCCUCCGCAGCCGCCAGAAGAAGUACGGCCAUAUUUUCACCUGCAAGAUCGCAGGCCAGUACAUCCACUUCCUGUGUGACCCCUUCUCUUACCAUUCAGUCAUCCGACAGGGGAGACACCUGGAUUGGAGGAAGUUCCACUUUGCAACAUCUGUCAAGGCGUUCGGCCACGACAGCUUUGACCCUCGCCAUGGCCACACCACAGAGAACCUUCACCAAACCUUUCUGAAGACGCUGCAGGGUGAGGCUCUGCCCUCCCUGAUAGAGACCAUGAUGGGCCACCUCCAGGACGUCAUGCUGAGGUCGGGCAAACUCAGCCCCAGCAAGGACCACUGGGAGGUGGAUGGCAUCUUUGCUUUCUGCUACAAGGUGAUGUUUGAGUCCGGCUACCUGACUCUGUUUGGUAAAGAGCUCGGUGAAGACAAGUGUCAGGCCCAGCAGGCGGCUCAGAAAGCCUUGGUGCUCAACGCUUUGGAGAACUUCAAAGAGUUUGACAAGAUCUUCCCUGCGUUGGUGGCUGGCCUGCCCAUCCAUGUCUUCAAGAGUGCUCACAGUGCCAGAGAGAACCUAGCAAAGACCAUGCACGCUGAAAAGUUGUCCAAGAGAGAGAACAUGUCUGAUCUGAUCUCUAUGAGGAUGAUCCUGAAUGAUUCCUUAUCUACCUUCAAUGACGUGAGCAAGGCCAGGACCCACGUCGCUCUGCUCUGGGCUUCACAGGCUAACACCCUGCCUGCUACUUUCUGGAGUCUCUUUUAUAUGAUCAGGAGUCCCGAUGCUAUGAAAGGAGCCCGACAGGAAUUGCAGAAAAUUCUGGAGGAUUCAGGUCUGACGGUGGACCCUAGCGACCCCACACUGAACCUGACCAGGGAACAGCUGGACAACAUGCCUGUUCUGGACAGCAUCAUUAAAGAAGCCAUGCGUCUUUCCAGUGCUUCCAUGAACGUACGUGUUGCCAAGGAGGACUUCCUGCUUCACAUGGACAACAAUGAAGCUUACCGUAUUAGGAAGGAUGAUGUCAUUGCCCUGUAUCCACCCAUGCUGCACUACGAUCCAGAAAUCUUUGAGGAUCCUUAUGAGUACAAGUUUGACCGUUUCCUGGAUGAGAAGGGUCAGGAGAAAACCACCUUCUACCGCAACGGCCGGCGGCUGCGUUACUUUAACAUGCCCUUCGGCUCUGGCGUCACCAAAUGCCCUGGCAGAUUUUUUGCUAUGUACGAGAUCAAGCAGUUUCUGACUCUAGUGCUGUCCUACUUUGAAAUGGAACUAUUGGACCCUGCUAUCAAAGCCCCGCCUCUUGACCAAUCCCGCGUUGGUCUGGGAGUCCUCCAGCCUACUUAUGAUGUGGACUUCAAGUACAAACUGAAAUCGAACUACUGAGCACUUUGUCAAACACAGUGAUUGAAGUACAUAUUGUAAAUAGUGUAUAUGAGGUGUUAAUGAAGAUGUCUUGCAGUAUAUGUGAAUAGACUGAAUUAUUGAAUGUAUGAAUAUAUGAAUAUUUUUUUGUUGCUGUAAUUUGCUGCUGAUGAACAUGUAUUCUGCACUUACAAACUGUUCAAACCCUUCAGCGUAUCUGGUAGUGUUGUAACAUUUCCUGUCUCUGUUGGACCAGACAUCUGGCAUCUCAGAGUAAAAGAGCUGAGUAGCAUAUACAAUUCCUGUGGACAGACCUAGAGCCAUAAACAUUUAUAAAAUAAAUGUUUUUUUUUUUGCAUGUUUGGCCCAUUUACUCAAAAUCUUGAGAAUUACUACAAACUGUUUUUUUUCUUCAAAAUCAGGUGGCAGGUUUUUUGUACCUUGCAGACAGUCGUUGUUUUGAAUAGAUUCCAUUAUGCCACAUUACUGUAUCAUGGUUAUACAUAGUAAACUUCUUAAAUCAAUCUGCAAUUGCCAUAGGUUGAGACAAGACAAGAGAAUAUUUUAAAGAAUGAAAGUCUUAUAGAUAUAAGAUAAGUUAAGUGCGGAGUACAUUUGAAUGCUACAUUUCUCAAGCAGUUCAGCUGGCUGAAAACUGGCAACAGCCAAAGUCAUGAGGGAUAGGACAGUGUGCACAGAACUAGAAACUUAAUAGGAAAUACAAUUCUUAACUAAGGCUCAUGAACGCUCAUUUGCACAAGUCAGUGUGACAUUUCUGCUGCAUAUAUGACUGUACAGUUUGUUUAAUAAAGGUGUUUGUGAAUAACAGGUAUGUCCAGUUUUCAAACAGCUCUCGUGACUUUUACAUACUGUGAAAUACAUGACAAUUACACGUGAAAGUAAAUACAGCUGACAGAAGAUGGACAUCAACAUGUAUUUGCAAUUGUCCGGUUCAGCCAUACUCUCAUUUCAUUGAGAAGGUAAUUCAGUUAUUGAUAUUCCUGUUAUCACAUGAAAACCAAACUGCACAUCAAGAUUUAUAAGCAUUUAUCUGCCACAGUAUUAGUUUACAUGUUCUGUGAAUAGGGUAAAGUGAUGUGAUGAAGCCAGGUCAGAACACCAUUGUUAACAUGCACAGCUGUUUUACGUUCAUUCACUGACAAUCUGAAGGUUUUUCACCGAACAAAAGUGCAACCCACAUGCAUGUGUUGACGUGUGCACACUGUACAAACAGAUAAUAAAUCAAUACAUUUGUA
Sander lucioperca (pikeperch) is the source of this 3081-nucleotide messenger RNA. RefSeq names its product cytochrome P450 7A1 (gene cyp7a1). Lineage: Eukaryota; Metazoa; Chordata; Actinopteri; Perciformes; Percidae. Gene Ontology annotation, molecular function: steroid hydroxylase activity; oxidoreductase activity, acting on paired donors, with incorporation or reduction of molecular oxygen; heme binding. The record is from RefSeq and is a predicted model, not a curated record. Gene Ontology annotation, biological process: cholesterol homeostasis; bile acid biosynthetic process. The transcript has 8 exons. The coding region runs from base 305 to 1846 and encodes 513 amino acids.